Molecule: messenger RNA, 1112 nt
Organism: Helianthus annuus (common sunflower)
Lineage: Eukaryota; Viridiplantae; Streptophyta; Magnoliopsida; Asterales; Asteraceae
Exons: 4
Coding region: 48-776 (242 amino acids)
Source: RefSeq, a predicted model, not a curated record
UCUACAUUCUUCUUCUUCUUCCCCUGCAUCCUUUUCUCUCCUUCCAAAUGGAUAAAGAAAACCUUUUCAAUUUCCCUGAUGAUUUCCCAUACGAGUUCACCUCCACCGACGAUAAACCGAAAACCUUCAAGGAACCUACUCUUGGCCCGUCGGGUUGUAGUCAUAUUCAACCACUUAUGCCACCAGUGUUUGCAAAAGGUGACGAAGAUGCUUGGAAUAUGAUCUACGCUGCGGCGAGCCAAGUUGCAAGAAUGAAGAUGAAGAUGAGCAACAAAGAUGUGACCGGAGUACCACACGCUUUUAAUCGUCCUCAUCGUUCUUCUUGGCAGCAGCAUUUCUGUCCACAAGUUCAAAAUCAACGUCACCAACAUGGCCCAAUUCAAUGUAAAUCAGUUGUUCUGGAUCGAUCUAGUGGCCGUUGUGAUGAUGGUGAUAUGUAUGUGAAGAGGGAAUGUGCGGGUACUGGUGUGUUUUUGCCCCGCAGAUACUGUGACAACCCAGCUGAAUCUCGAAUUCGACAAGCAGGUUCGCCUUCUAAUCUAGCUGGAAUAAUUCAAUCAUCCGCUAAAUCAUUUAUCCCCGUCGCACCACCUCAAAAUCAAACUUACAUCAAUGGCGGGUUCAUCUCACAUUAUGAAUUGUUCAUGGAUCGCCAUCGAAGCAAAGGCGUGAUUUUAGCUGCCCAGCAGCCGCGGCGAGGUAACGUCCACGACGUGGUUAUGGAGUCGUCGGUGAACAACCCGGCUGUGCUUCUACCUCAAGAGUGGACCUACUAACUAACUACUCCAUUCUUGAGGUUUGACAAUGGGAUGAAUGUACAAAAGUGAAAUAAGGUAUCCAUGAUUUUUAACUACUUUUGGUUGGAGAAUUUCAAGAUUCCUUUUGUUUGAAGAAGGGGGACUAGGAAAAAGAAAUUGUUAGCGUUGUAUUUUGUGCAUAAGAACUUGUACAAAAGACAUGGCUGAUUCAAGAUUGAAGAUUUGAUGAGGUAGAAUAAUGUAAGGAGUUUUUGUUAGAUUGAUUUUAGUAUUUUGUUUAAGUUCAAGUUUUUAGAAACAUGCGCUAACCCGUCACGCGUGUACUUCAUUUUCCUUAAAGAUUUGUGAUUUUCU